Molecule: messenger RNA, 1599 nt
Organism: Ilex paraguariensis (yerba mate)
Lineage: Eukaryota; Viridiplantae; Streptophyta; Magnoliopsida; Aquifoliales; Aquifoliaceae
Source: the annotation of a GenBank genome assembly
CUCACGCACUCAAAAGUGAAGAAACACACACACACACACACACAGACUCUCUCUGUCGUUUCAGCUCACAAACGAGGAAGAACAGUGAGAUUUUUCUGGCCGACGAGCUUUGAGAGAUGCGAAGAGCUUUCAGAUUCAAGUGUAUAGCUUAAAUCUCGGUAGAAUUUUCGAUAAAAAUGUCUUGCCUUUACAUCACUUCAGUCUCAUCAUCCUCUGCGGUUUCCAUUUCCCGCAAAUCAAUACCCUUCACUGGUGCCCGUUCAGUCUCUUCAAGGCCCAGAGUCUAUUGCGCUCUUGGUGGGACUGUUGCAGAACCAAAACUUAUCACUGCAACUGAACCAUUGCUCCUUAAUGCUGUUCGUGGGGAAGAAGUGGAAAGACCCCCUGUUUGGCUAAUGAGACAAGCUGGGAGGUACAUGAAGAGCUACCAAAUUCUCUGUGAGAAGUAUCCAUCUUUUCGUGAAAGAUCAGAAAAUGUCAAUCUUGUGGUGGAAAUUUCUCUACAACCAUGGGAAAUUUUUAAGCCUGAUGGGGUCAUUUUGUUCUCAGACAUCCUCACCUCGCUAUCAGGGAUGAACAUACCUUUUGACAUCGUUAAAGGCAAGGGUCCUGUCAUAUUCGAUCCUUUACGAACAGCUGCUGAUGUUGAUCAAGUGAGAGAAUUUGUUCCUGCAGAAUCAGUUCCAUAUGUUGGGGAAGCAUUGACAAUCUUGCGAAAAGAGGUAAAUAACAAAGCAGCAGUGUUGGGAUUUGUUGGGGCUCCUUUCACCCUGGCAUCAUAUGUGGUUGAAGGUGGCUCAUCAAAGCAUUUUACCCAAAUAAAGAGGCUAGCUUUCUCACAGCCCAAGGUCCUCCAUGCACUACUGCAAAAAUUUGCAACCUCCAUGGCGGAGUAUAUCAAGUACCAAGCCGACAAUGGAGCUCAAGCCGUUCAGAUCUUUGACUCGUGGGCCACGGAGCUUAGCCCAGUGGAUUUUGAAGAGUUCAGUCUGCCUUACUUAAAGCAGAUAGUGGAUUCUGUAAAACUAACCCAUCCAAAUCUCCCAUUGAUCCUUUAUGCAAGUGGAUCAGGAGGUUUGAUUGAGAGACUGCCGUUGACGGGCGUUGAUGUGGUGAGCUUGGAUUGGACAGUUGAUAUGGCUGAAGGUCGGAGACGAUUGGGACCUGAUGUAGCGGUACAAGGGAACGUGGAUCCUGGCGUUCUUUUUGGCUCGAAAGAGUUCAUCACCAGUCGGAUAAACGACACAGUGACGAAAGCGGGGAAUCGGAAACAUAUUUUGAAUCUUGGCCAUGGCAUUGUAGUUGGUACACCAGAGGAAAAUGUUGCUCAUUUCUUUGAGGUUGCUAAAGGAAUCAGAUACUAAAAGCUGAUGUAGUGGGUGAUUUUCUGUUUUUGUUUAGCAGUUAUUUUUUCUUCCCUCGGCUUUUGUUUAUUCUUUUGUGCUAUUGUACGGAUUCAGUAUGAAGAACAUUUAAGAGCAUUCAACCUAACAAUCCAAGUUUCCACUAUUACUGUUGAUUUCAGGCAUGCCUGACAAUUGUAGAUCCUACCUGUAAAUCCAACAACACAAAACUGAUACUAAAUUAGUAGGUUUGGAC